AUGGGGGAGCCAAACCCUAGAGCCAAAGCCAACAACGAGCCAGGAAAGUCGGCAACAACACCUGAGAUACCUCCACCACCGGCCUCCCGUCCUCAGGUAUCUCUCGUCCAACCGUCCAAGAAGAAGAAACAGAAGUCAAGCAAGGUCAGUCGUGUCUUCCGUUCGGUCUUCCGCUCUUUCCCAAUUUUGCCAGUCUGCAAGUUCCCCACCCUCUCCGGUAGCUUACCGGACAGCAACCGUAUGUCCAGUGGCGCUCGCAUCACGGGCACACUCUUCGGAUACCGUAAAGGCCGAGUAAGCUUCUCCAUGCAGGAGAACCCAAGGUGCCUACCCACGUUGGUGGUGGAGCUAGCCAUGCAAACUACUGCAUUACAAAGAGAGAUGAGCUCCGGAAUGGUGAGAAUUGCUCUCGAGUGCGAGAAGAGAACGGAGAAGGAUAAGAUUAUGCUUCUAGAUGAGCCCUUAUGGGCCAUGUACUGCAACGGCAAGAAGAGCGGGUAUGGGGCAAAGAGAGACGCAACAGAUGAGGAUCUAAAUGUGAUGGAGCUCCUUAAGGCUGUGUCAAUGGGUGCUGGUGUUUUACCAGGGAACUCGGAGGUUGAGGGUCCUGAUGGAGAAUUGGCUUACAUGAGAGCCCAUUUCGAACGUGUUGUGGGAUCUAAAGACUCUGAGACCCUUUACAUGUUGAGCCCUCAAGGGGAUAAUAGUCCUGAACUCAGCAUUUUCUUUGUAAGGAUAUAAGAGAUUGGAGAAGUACAUGUGCGGAAGAGUUGAUAGAUCCAUGUUGCAUCUUGGGGUUACCUAGCAGUGGACCA
This is a messenger RNA of Macadamia integrifolia, 815 nucleotides long. RefSeq names its product protein MIZU-KUSSEI 1-like. The transcript has a single exon. NCBI's taxonomy places the organism in Eukaryota, Viridiplantae, Streptophyta, Magnoliopsida, Proteales, Proteaceae. Gene Ontology annotation, biological process: hydrotropism. The record is from RefSeq and is a predicted model, not a curated record. The coding region runs from base 1 to 741 and encodes 246 amino acids.